Saccharomycodes ludwigii is the source of this 750-nucleotide messenger RNA. RefSeq lists its product as uncharacterized. The transcript has a single exon. NCBI's taxonomy places the organism in Eukaryota, Fungi, Ascomycota, Saccharomycetes, Saccharomycodales, Saccharomycodaceae. The record is from RefSeq and is a predicted model, not a curated record. Bases 1 to 750 code for a protein of 249 amino acids.
AUGUGGAAAAGAAGGGAAAAAAUAAUUAAAAAAGUAUUAUUAGACCAAUAUACGUACACAGAGUUACAGUUGUAUUUUAACAGAUUAUUUUAUAAGCUUAAAAGAUGGAAUAUAAGAAUGCAUCAUUUUAUAUGUAACAAUGAUUUUGAUCCCAAUUUGAUAGAUUUCACAAAAGAUUGUCAUCCAAAAAAUAUUAUUACUCUAAGAGUCCUGAAAAUAGAGGACGAGGAAGAAGAAUGUUCUGAUUUAAAUUAUUAUUACUACCAACAUUAUAGCGAUACUUUGUCCUUAGAAAAUAAUCAAAGUAUAACACCUUAUGAUAAGGAAGAUACAUCGAUAUAUGAAGCUAAUUUUUGGAAUAGCGAGGUAAUAGAUGAAACAAUGAAGGCCUUGAAAUCAAAAUCCGCAAAUAACUUGGUACAAAACGUGGCUUACAAAGAUGAAAUAUAUCAAGAUAAAGAAAAUUAUGACACAAGGUUAAACCAUUUUUUAUUAUUAAAUCUGAAAUAUAAAUUAAAAGAAAAUUUCCACAAGAUAAAAAUGCUUUCGCCUAGAAUUAGAGAUAUUUGUAUAAAUACUAAUAAUAAUAGAACACUUGCGGAGGAAGAGAGAGAGGCAAAACAAAAAAACAAACAAGUGUGUUUUAGGGAUGACUUAACUUUAAUGUUGAAUGAUGAUCCAACUUUCAAAAUGUUGACUAUCAUAUCAAAUAACCCAUUGACAACAAGAUUUGCAAACUUGGUUUCAUGA